This is a messenger RNA of Galdieria sulphuraria, 5387 nucleotides long. RefSeq names its product monovalent cation:H+ antiporter-2, CPA2 family isoform 2. Gene Ontology annotation, cellular component: membrane. NCBI's taxonomy places the organism in Eukaryota, Rhodophyta, Bangiophyceae, Galdieriales, Galdieriaceae. Gene Ontology annotation, biological process: potassium ion transport; proton transmembrane transport. The record is from RefSeq and is a predicted model, not a curated record. Gene Ontology annotation, molecular function: antiporter activity; gamma-tubulin binding. Bases 67 to 5364 code for a protein of 1765 amino acids. The transcript is spliced from 13 exons.
CUUGUAAUCUGAUUGUUUUGUGAUCCAUUGUUUUAUUUUGAAAGUGUCGGAAAGAUGAAUGCUUUUAUGAGUGCUGUGUAUUCUUUAUCAGAGUGUACAAAAACGAAAAAAAUUCACAGCGAUAGCGGUUCUCUUUGUUCUUCAACAGUGAAUUCCUGUUGUUUUACCAGAGCAAGUUCCUUUAAGAGGUCCCCCACUUGUUACAGUUUUACAGUGUUCUGGAAUGGCUUUCAGAGAUGUCCGGUUUGUAAAAAGCCUUGGCAUAUUCAGUCAAAAUAUAAAAGAAGAAAUUGUGAAGACUUCAACAGACUAGAGUGGACUGCUGUCGACACUGGUUGGACGUCUUCUCUUCAAGAUACUCUUGAACUUCUAGCUGCCACAGUUGCUAUUGUUCCUGUUUUCAAAAGGAUCAAUUUAUCGCCAGUUCUGGGGUUUCUUCUUUCUGGCGUUAUUUUAGGACCACACGGUUUCCGUUUGGUCAAAGACGUUGAAGAUAUUAAACACCUUGCAGACUUUGGUGUUCUGUUUUUGUUAUUUGAAAUGGGACUAGAAUUAUCUAUUGACCGAUUACGGAAACUCAGAAAAUAUGCUUUUGGUUUGGGUUCCUUACAAAUGUUGAUUACUGGUUCCCUUUUUUGGUUUAUAUCUCACUCUUUAGGUGCUAGUAUUCCCGAAAGUUUCGUCAUUGGUGGCGCACUUGCCAUGUCUUCUUCGGCAUUUGUAUUGCAGUUGCUUGGAGAAAGAGGAGAGAGACAGAGCAAAACUGGGUUGGCAACUUUUGGCAUUCUUCUUCUACAAGACGUUGCAGUUGUUCCUUUGUUGGUAGUUUUACCUCUGAUGCAAAAUUUUCGGUCAGUUUGUAUUGAUAUUGAUAAAUCGAGUCUUAUACGUGAUCCCAACUAUAGUCAUCUUUCUCUUUUGGAAGUGGAGCAAAUGUUGCAUAUGUUGGGAAUGACUUCCUUGAAAGCCUUGGCUGUUUUGAAUAGCAUCGUUUUGAUUGGUGGUUUUUUAUUAAGGCGUCUUUUCCAAUUCGUAUCUGGUUCGGGUGAUGCCGAGGCAUUCACAGCAACUGUAUUAUUAACUGUGCUUGGAACUGGCUGGUUGACUGGACAAUUUGGACUAUCGAUGACUCUUGGUGCUUUCGUUGCUGGAGUACUGUUAGCAGAAAGCAAUUUUCGAAAUCGUAUCAAGGCGGAUACUGACCCAUUUCGAGGUCUUUUAUUGGGCCUUUUUUUCAUCACAACUGGAAUGAGCAUUGAUUUGCAUUUGGCGUUGGAAUAUCCAAUACAAUUGUGUACUUUAAUCGGUGCCAUUAUCCUGAUCAAGUCAUUGGUUGUCAUCGGUUUAUCACUACCAUUUGGCUUAAGUCUUUCCGAAGCAGUUGAAGUUGGACUUUUGCUUGGUCAAGGUGGAGAAUUUGCUUUUGUUCUAUUUGCUUUGGCAAGCAAUUUGGGUAUUUUGCCGGAAAUUGUCAAUGAUCUUCUUAUAGCUGCUGUGGUCUGUAGCAUGGCUUUGACACCUUUUUUGGCAGAUUUGGGGACAAAAUUGUCAUUAUGGAUUGCAAGGCAAAGGUCCGUCUCUUAUUCGUUUACCGGUGUUUCUUUGGAAGAUACUUUGGAAACUCCUGAAGAUAGCAGUUUCAAUGGUAUGAUUCCAAAUAGAGUAAAAACAGAAAGGAAACCAGUCGUUCUUUGUGGUUUUGGUCCAGAAGGAAGAAUGAUCGGCCGUAUGUUGAUGGAGAAGAAGAUAACAUUUAUUGCUGUUGAUAAGAAUAAAAGUGUCAUAAGAGAUGCUUUGGCAGAAGGCCUUCCUUGUAUUUAUGGUGACUUGUUUGAUCCGAGCUCUCUUCGUUCCGAUGUGUUUGGCUAUCCUGAUGUUUUUGUUAUAACAAGUGACGAUAUCGUUGUGGCAUCGAAAAUAUUCCAAUCGAUUCGCAGCACAUUUCCUGAAGCUCAUACGUUUGCAUUGACUCCCUCUGUAAAACAGAAAAGGCAAUUAAGAUCUGUGGGUGUUGAGUUUGUGUUUUCAGAAAGCUAUGAGGCUUCUAUACAAGUCGGUGGAGCUGUUUUAGAGUUUCUUGGACUCACGAAAUCUGAUGUUCUGGCGUUGAAGCGUUCAUAUCGAACCAGUGAAACUGUGCAGGAAGAAUUUGCCAAGGUGGAAGAAUUCAGCGAACUCAUCAUCGCAGCUAUAAUAUGUCAAUUGCAAGAAAGGAUGGAGCUACCGAAAUCAUCAAUGGAUCUUACCAAGUUGAAGAAGGGGACAGCGAAGAGACAGCUGUCCAUUUGGAAUCGAAUGAAAAAUGAAAGACGCGCCAAUUUUACCAUUCGUGUCUCACCUAAAGAAACUAUGAGGCAAUAUGCAUCUCAUUCGCAUCAAAGAGAAAGACCACGAAACUAUAAGCUACAGUCAAGCGACUUUUUUAAAGAGAAACAAAUAGGUAUAUAUGAAGGCUUGAAGUUCUUGAGCAAGAAAUUUUCCCGUGGUCAGCCUUCGAGUAAAGCUCUCACUCGAUUUUAUGAAGUGAGUUUGAACUUGAACGGAUUAGUAGAGAAAGAAGCACCGAAUCAAGAAGAUACUGCAGAGCGUGUUAGCGAAGUUGUAUUUAUUCUAGGCACACUAGGUGUUUCAGAUUUGAAAACGAAAAGGAUUGAAGGGUUAUGUGACAAGCUUCUUGUCAAAGACGAUAUUGCAGUUUCUAUUCUCUUUCUACUAUUACAGUUGACGAGUUAUGAAAAUAUUCAGAAGAGGGAACAGGAAACUUCUUUGGAACGAUUCUUCAAACGAAAGAGCCACCGUCGAACGAUGACACUAGCAAAGGAUACAUUUAGGAAGGAAGCUCUCUAUGACCUUGUUAGCGAGCCCAAAGACUUGUCCAAAUUUCACUGGAGACAUAAUAGAAAAUUUAGUUUGCAACUUGAGACUCUUGCAGAAUCGACUGGAGUCUCUGAAGAGCUACAAGAUCAUAUUGGAUCGUCAUAUGCUUUGUCACUGCGUUCACAACCAUUUCGAAGAAAUGCCGUCACAAGUUGCUCGAAUAGUCACUCUAUCAAAGACGUUGGAAAGGAUUUCGAUGAAAAGCAAAAUUUGGAAGGAACUUCAAUGACCCUUCCAAAGAGUAUAUUUGAUUUUACUGAGAAAAUGUAUCAAACUCUCUAUUGUAAACAUUUUGGCUCGAGGUCUAAAAGCUGGAUUCCUCCCAAUCAUCCAUUGAUAUUUGAAAGUGCAAUAUGGUCAUUAAUUUCUAACCCGUCUUUUCUGAUGCGAAAGAAUCCUCUUGGUGGGUUUGAACCUGUUGCUGCACGUUUACAACCUUGCGCCCGUAGUAUACUUGCAGAGUUUGGUACAAUCGCAACGAAACUAUUUGAAAUGGGUACAAUAAUUUCACAUUUAAGGGAGAAGAACCAUCCAAUUUUUCAAGGUUUUGCAAAGGCGUUGUGGGACGAGAUGGAGGGAUAUAGCAACAACAUUUUGCCUCUUAUAAGAAAGACCAGAUACAAAGUCCACUUCGAUGAACAAGAAAACCUUCCCAUAUUUGGUCUAAUGCAACGAGUUCGAAGGGUUACUACGCAAUUGCAUGAAUGUAUGGCAAUUAUAAAAGCCCUUAUGCCCUAUGGGGAAACAGAUCCUUAUGAAGUACUGCUAGGACUGUAUUAUUAUCAAAAGGAGCACAUUGUGUCUGACAAAAAAGAGAGCCUUUAUGGACGGUUGUUCUUUAAAGUGCUCAUUUCAUAUUUAUUUUCUUUACGAAGAAUAGCUCUCUAUGGUAGCCAAUUUUGUUUCAACGAUGAUGACUCUAAUAAUAAUUAUAAUAAUUUUGUUCCGCAGGCGUCGAUGAAGUUAUUUGAGAAUAUGCUUCCCAUGAAGAUCAAAUUUAUGGUUGAUAAAGCUGCUUAUGGUGUGGAUAUUUUGUGGUCUAUCAACCCACAGCAUCCAUUUUUUUCUAGCAACCGUGAGUCACUUUGUACAGUUCCCAGCUUUGACUCUUUCGAUUUCCAUUCCCUUGAGCAGCAACUUGAAGAAUAUUUUGAGGGUAUUUCGAAAACACUGAUGGAAAAAUGCAACUCUAUACACCAUCAGAAUACUUUUGUAGAUACAAAAUCUCGUGAACAUGAGCGUUUUAUAGAGAAAGAAAGUACUUGUAAGAAAGUUGAGCCUGACUCUGACGAUGAACUGUCUUGGCUAUCUUCAGAGUCGGAUGACUUGAUGGAGCCAACUGGAUUACAUGACGAAAAUGUUACGAAACUGUCGACACUAGAUUCAAGUAAACACAACUGCAGUAGAGAGAUGUCGCGAAAUAUCCUUUCAGCAAAUGUAUCUUCGUUAUGGGAAAGCUCUGUAACUGUCAAGAGCAAACCAACUUCUGUAGAGUGUGAAACUAUAGAUACACCGUUUGAUAAUUUUGUCGCAGAAUUGGGUUUGUUGUCUAUUCGAGGUAUUUAUUAUCAUGUGCAACAGUAUCUUUGGUGGCUUAUGGAAGAAGAAAUCGAAAUAUUUGAUCAUUUUCGAGCAGUGCGUGAUUAUUUGCUUUUGAAUAGAGGAGAUUUUUUUCUGGAAUUGUGUCAUUCUGUAUAUAGCAGUUCUUGUAGCGAAUGGUUUAUGGGAGGAACUGAAGCUGAAGCUAGAUUACAUUUGGCCUUUGAACAAGCUAUUCUAAGCUCAUCAGCAUCAUGGGAUUCUCGUAUAAGAUACUUUGAAUUUUUAAUGGACAAAGAUGGGAAUUCAGACAACACAAAUGUGUAUAGUCAAAUAUUACUUCAAUGGAAGCCUUCGAAUCUCGUUGAAUCGGCACUUUUUGAUUCUUCUACGUUGGAAGUUUAUUCGCACAUCUUUCAUUUUGCUUUCAAGUUGAAGAGUGCAAGUCAUAUAUUACGCCAGCUUUAUUCAACAAUACCUCUUAUUCCGUUGCAUUGGCAAGGUCUUCAAAGGAAAGCACAGAUAUUACGAUUUCAGUUGAUGCAAUUUGUCAAUGCACUAUUACAGUUUUACGAGCAUGGUUUACUUGAAGGAAGUUGGUUUCGCUUUUUUCGAGAAGCAAACAAGUGCAAUGAUAUUUGGCAAAUGAGGAAUCUUCAUUUACAGUUUCUAGAUGAAGCGUUGAGUUAUAUUUUUGGGAACCACAAUCCUCUUGCAUCCGAUGUCAAUCGCAUUCUUGAAGAAAUUAUAAUUUUCGAACUAGACACAAGGAGGGCUCUUCGUAAAUCGAACGUAUCAAACAUAGCCGUUCUUGGUAGAAGAAUAGAAGGUCUAUCAUUUAUGCUUUACCAAUUCUAUGACAAAGUUCUUUUGUCGGACAAGAAGAUGAAAGUUAGAACUGCGGAGUGGACAGUACUGAUAACUUACUUUGGUAUCAAUGGGGAAUGAACAAAGUAUUUUCAGGUUUUUAA